AUGGAUAGCCCUUCAAUUUCUUCUACUUCCAUAACCUCUCUUCCACUAGAUAUUCUUCUCGAAAUUCUCACCGGUCUUCCUCCCAAAUCCGCAGUGGGAUUCAGAUGCACCUCCAAAUUCUUCCAUGAUCUCAUACCGGAGCCACGCUUCGCAUUCAGAAUCCUCGUCUCUCUCCCAUCCAAAACACCCCGCGCAUUAAAUUUAUACUCCGUGAGUUACAGUGAAGACAGCCAUGGAAACCUCCGAGCCGACACUGCCCAGCGUUUGGACGUACAAGGUUUAGUAUGUUCCAUCGAUGGCAAGACGUGUCUCUGCCGAGAAUCGGGAGGCGAAGCCGUCUACGACCUUAGUACCGGACGGCGUAUUUGUCUGCCGAGCAUCGGUUGGCCGGUCGGCUAUGCGGCGUCGUCUUUCAACUUGGGUGUCUGCUCCUAUUCGGUGUUGGGGUUUGACUCGGUUUUGGAGAGGUACAAGGUUUUCAGGUCGGUAGUGUACUGUGAUUCUGAUCAGGGGUGGAUGUUGAAUCGGCUGUAUGUUUUAACGGUGGGAGUGGAUAAGACAUGGAGGGAGAUAGACUACUUCCCUUUCACUGUAUCCACCCAGGGUGCCGUCCACAUUCAUGGGAUUAUCUAUUUGAUUCCACGCCAAUUCUCUCAACCGCUCACUAAUCUAUUUGAUUUCUUCACUACUGAAGAAUCAAAGAUAAUUGCAAUGGAUGUUGCGACGGAGAGUUUUAUCACAUCCAUACCGUUCCCAUUUGAGUAUCCCUCCCCUUAUCUUAAGGGUGGGCAGCCAUGGAUGAAAUUGAAUGGUGGCCUAGCUUUCAUUAACAUCCUCGGCCCACAAAAGGCUUCUGGAACCUUCACACCCUGGCCCGACAAGAUAGAUAUAUGUACGUUGGAGAGGUCAAUGGAGUGGGAGAAGCAGACAGUCAUUCUUCCAUUGGAGGAGAAGAAGGUGAUGGGAGAAGCUACUUUCAUGGAGUUUACAACGAAUAGUAUGGGGGAGAUUGUGUUCUUGAUUCAACGUAACUGUAUGACGUCUCCUUUGAUUUUAGUUUAUUCAUUUGGAAGAGAUGUUUGGAGAAGAUUUGAGAUACAUGCAGUUUGUAAUUAUCCAGAUUUUUACAGAGGUGCUGUGCAUGUGGAGGAUGAGAUUGUUAAUUUUUUGGAAUGA
This is a messenger RNA of Ipomoea nil (Japanese morning glory), 1176 nucleotides long. RefSeq names its product F-box protein At5g62510-like. Gene Ontology annotation, molecular function: protein binding. NCBI's taxonomy places the organism in Eukaryota, Viridiplantae, Streptophyta, Magnoliopsida, Solanales, Convolvulaceae. Bases 1 to 1176 code for a protein of 391 amino acids. The transcript has a single exon. The record is from RefSeq and is a predicted model, not a curated record.